Peromyscus leucopus (white-footed mouse) is the source of this 2906-nucleotide messenger RNA. It is a transcript of the gene Syndig1, whose product is annotated as synapse differentiation inducing 1. Gene Ontology annotation, biological process: synaptic vesicle clustering; positive regulation of synapse assembly. Lineage: Eukaryota; Metazoa; Chordata; Mammalia; Rodentia; Cricetidae. The transcript has 4 exons. The record is from RefSeq and is a predicted model, not a curated record. The coding region runs from base 1111 to 1887 and encodes 258 amino acids. Gene Ontology annotation, cellular component: excitatory synapse; synaptic vesicle membrane; intracellular membrane-bounded organelle.
AGCACCAAAACUACACAGAGAAACCCUGUCUCAAAAAAACAAAAACAAAAAAGAAUAGUGCAAGCCCCCUACCCAUACUUACAUAACUCACCUAGCCUUAAGCCUUCAUGUGCAGACUGAGAUGCAGAAAUCAUAUAAGAAUGUAGGUUGUGGUUCAAAAGGUAUAUUAUAUUCUGCUGCAGUUUCUGUUCUGCAUGUGUCCUGUGUGCAUAUGUGUAGAGCAGGGGAUAGUCUCAGGACCCAAUGUGUUCUAAGUGUGUUAUGUCUACCUGAGCUAUACCUCAGCUUUUUUACAUUUCUAACCAACUUCCAGGAAUCACUGAGUCAUCUGUGUGUCAACAACACUUUGAGCAACAAACUAAAGGAUGAUGAAAGAAAUGAAGCCAUAUCUGCCUCAAAGCACCUUAAUAUUGAACCCACCUCUAGUUCAUGGCCAACUCAGGGAGACAACACCAGGGCUUAUUCUAAUUGCAUAAUUCUGAAGACAGUUGACUUCAAUACACAGUCCCUGACUUCAUAUGUGCCGGCUCCAUACCUUGUGCAAGAAAGGGAAAAUACGCCACUGAUUCCUUGGUCGUAACUUCCUGUCUGGGUAGAAGAAGGAUGAUGACCUCAGCAGCUGUCAAAUUGGCACAGAAGAAUGCAAUGGGAAUCAUAAGGGAAAAAGUCAAGAAGUAGCGAUGGGCACUCACCAGCCAAUGGAAAUGUUCCUUCUGGUUGUCCGAAAGCAUACAAUUCAAUUGGAUGAAGCUGAAAGGCUGAAUUUAAACAAAUGUAAUCAGUGUUUGCUAGAAAGAUAUUUACAAGGUCUGGGUAGAUGAAACUCAGGCUGAGAAGCUGGGUCUUCAAGAUUUCUCUAGGCUUGCUAAUACACCCACCAGACCACACGUGAUACAAGGGACUCAGUCAGCAGGGCAGGCCAGGUCCUACUCUGUAGAAAGAGAAAGAUGGGACCAGAAACACCUCAGACGCACAUUGUGAAUGCCUGGAGAACAUGAAGCAUAGAGGUGGUCCUCAAACACGUUACCCUUGGGAAAUGGGUCCUAUGGGGCUCGUGUGACCAGUGAAUACAGCCUGCUAGCCUGACGCCCAGCAGGGAGGGAGUCUACCAUGGAUGGCAUCAUUGAACAGAAGAGUGUUCUGGUGCACAGUAAGAUCAGUGAUGCUGGCAAAAGGAAUGGCUUAAUUAACACCAGAAACUUCAUGGCUGAGAGCAGGGAUGGCCUGGUGUCCGUUUACCCAGCACCUCAGUACCAGAGCCACAGGCUGGUGGCCAGUGCAACACCAGGCAGCCUGGAAGGAGGCAGAAGUGAGCCAGUGCAGCAACUGCUGGACCCAAACACACUGCAGCAGUCCAUGGAGUCCCACUACCGUCCCAACAUCAUCCUCUACUCAGAUGGUGUACUCCGCUCUUGGGGGGAUGGCGUGGCCACUGACUGCUGUGAGACUACCUUCAUUGAGGACCGGUCACCCACCAAAGACAGCCUGGAGUACCCCGAUGGGAAAUUCAUCGACCUCUCAGCUGAUGACAUCAAAAUCCACACCCUGUCCUACGAUGUGGAAGAAGAAGAGGAGUUACAGGAGCUAGAGAGUGACUACUCGAGCGACACAGAGAGUGAGGACAACUUCCUCAUGAUGCCCCCACGGGACCACCUGGGGCUCAGCGUCUUCUCCAUGCUCUGCUGCUUCUGGCCUUUGGGCAUUGCGGCCUUCUACUUGUCCCAUGAGACAAACAAAGCUGUGGCCAAAGGAGACUUCCAUCAGGCCAGCACCAGCUCCCGGAGGGCCCUGUUCCUGGCAGUGCUAUCCAUCACCAUUGGAACUGGCAUCUACGUGGGUGUGGCUGUCGCCCUCAUCGCCUACCUCUCCAAGAAUAACCACCUGUGAGCUUCCUAAAGGCUGGCAGAAGGAGGGGAGCCAGGCCACGUGUGUGAGGGUUGUGAAGAGACACCUGUGUAAUACUGUACAGUACAAGUGAUUGCCAAAUGACUCCAUGAUGGCCCUGGAAUCUUCUACUCCUGGACUACUUCUUCUUCUUCUUUUUUUUUUUUUAAUCCUUCCAUUUCAUCUUCAGCACUGUGCAGAGCACCAGGCAGCCAGCAAUGCUGAUUCUUCCACAUGGAAGCUCCAAAGAUUCCAGCCCAGUGGCUGAACCUGGAUGGAUUCUAAUGGAUCGAUGAUAACCCAGCUCUGCAGCCUGCCAGUGUCUGGACUGCCACCCCAUUAGCAAUAUACAAACAGUUAAAAAAUAUGUUUAUUUUUUAUGGAAUAUGGUGCAAUAGGCAGAAUGCAGGAGACAUGUCACCACUAGCUGUGGCCCGCUUAAGUCCUCUGUGUCCCCCAUCCUUGUGGCUUCCUUUCAGAAACAAGUGAGGUUGACAAGGAAAAGAAAACACCUGCUGGGAGAUCUGCUGUCUCUGUCCACAGAUGGGUCCUGCCUGAGAAUUCAAAAUUAGAGGAGCAUAGCGCCUAUCCUGGCCCUGCUCAGUCCCAGCACGCCGCCCCAGCUUGGAGCAUCGGGCUCCAUGCAGAUACCCAGCAAUACACAGUUCUGGGGCCUCAUUAAUCUUAAAAGGGAGGCAGCCAUAGCCCCGCCUCCCUCAAGAACAAGCCCAGCAUUUGCCCCAGGAGCCUGAAGGAGAGGAACUGUGAAGACACACAGGAUGUUUAACUCUUGGACGCUCAUCCUGGUCAUGAGCAGCAAUACUGGGAUCCCGGAAAUGAGAUGGGCCUUACUCUGUCGACUAAAUGAAUGGCUAUUUUCUUGUCAUUUUUUUAAGUGCAACUCUUGCUUCAUGCUGCUUCAGUUGCCAGAUGAAUGCUGAGAAAUAAGUAAUCACAGAUGUUUUAAUACCAUGUCAUUGCUGUUUUACGAGUGUUCAUUAUUUAACAAAAAUUAUCUUUUA